ACGGCGCGGGGUGUUAUUCAAGAGUGUUUGUUUUCAAUCAAUAGCUUUAUCAGUAUAAACAUCUCCCAUAAUUCCAAUUCUACAGUAAGUAUUGGUGCGGCCAUUCGCGGAUAGCUAUCCGUUGAAUUUCACACCACUAAGCGGUUAAAAAUAGAUAUAUCAAUUAGGUUUCGUAUUUGACUUAAGUCACCUCUGAGCGAUUCAUUCCAGCCGCUUCGCGCAAAAUGAACUUCGUGCGAAGUGGCUUUUCAGUGCUUGCACACAGCUUCACUCGCCAUUCAAAUUCAACACUCGCGAAGGUCGUGGUGGUGACGGGCAGCAAGAAUAAAACUUAUCACUUCGCUGAUAACAAACAAUCGCUUUCAAGUAUUGGCUCAAUAAGAUAUUUUUCAAAGUCAACCACCAGCGCAAUGAAGUUUGUUCAAUUUAAAACCGGUUCCGAUACCGAACAACGACUCGGAGUUCUAUCGGCUGAUGGCAGUAGUAUUUCUGACAUCUCCGAUAGCUUCUCGGGUGACUUGAUAAGUCUGAUCAAAUCCGGUGCAUCGCUGGAUUCGAUUCAACAGAGAGUCGCGCAAGCUAGCAAAAUUCCUUUGACUAACGUUAAUUUGCUGGCACCGGUCACGAACCCACAGAAGAUUCUCUGCGUCGGCCUUAACUAUAGUGGACACUGCGAGGAGCAAAACAAACCUAUCCCGAAAGAACCGAUGUUUUUCAGCAAAUACGCUUCAACGAUUGUUGGACCUUUCGACGGAGUAGUAGCCCAUAAGAUCACAAAUCAAAUCGACUGGGAAGUUGAACUGGCGGUCAUUAUUGGCAAGAAGGCCAAACAUGUGACCAAAGCUGAUGCCAUGGAUUACGUCUUUGGUUACACCGUGGCACAGGAUAUCUCCGCUCGGGAUUGGCAAAAGACACGCAACGGGGGUCAGUUUUUGAUUGGCAAAUCGAUGGACACUUUCUGUCCGCUGGGUCCGGCUGUGGUGCACAAGUCGCUAGUGAAGGAUCCACACAACUUGGUCAUUAAAUGCUCGGUUAAUGGGGUGGAAAAACAGAAGGGUAACACCAGCGAGUUGGUUUUCAGGAUUGACGAUAUUAUCGAACGGGUUACGCAAUCUAUCACACUAUUGCCAGGGGACGUGAUACUUACGGGUACUCCGGCUGGGGUGGGAAUGCACCGCAAUCCUCCGGAAUUUUUACAACCCGGAGAUGUUAUUGAUAGCGAAAUUGAGUUGAUUGGAAAAAUCAAAAACAACGUCGUUACUGGCUAAUGAGGCUAAGAAUUUGCUUGCCAAAUUUCUAAACAAAAAAUAUAAUAAACUUUAACCAACGAAUCUUUA
Topomyia yanbarensis is the source of this 1337-nucleotide messenger RNA. RefSeq names its product fumarylacetoacetate hydrolase domain-containing protein 2A-like. The record is from RefSeq and is a predicted model, not a curated record. The coding region runs from base 225 to 1268 and encodes 347 amino acids. Lineage: Eukaryota; Metazoa; Arthropoda; Insecta; Diptera; Culicidae. The transcript has 4 exons. Gene Ontology annotation, molecular function: hydro-lyase activity.